CGCAAAUGGAAAAAGGACAUGAAUUUUUAAAAUCAUAAUUUCCAGUGAAUAAUCCUUUUUAUAGCUAGGUUAUCUGGGCCAAUCGGAAAUAUCGCGUGAGAAUAUUUAUUUAUGGUAUAUUUACAUUGAGUAAAAUGGCAGAGAAAACCAGUAUCGAAGAAUUAUUGAGCAAUCUGAAAAUAGCCAUUCAAAAGAAAUCGGACGUGACCGAGAUUCUUCUCAAAUUAUCCAAACAAUGUGAAUCAAACGAUAUUCACGUUUCUGCUGACUUAUUGGCUCAAUUGGUUGCCCUCCUCGAGAAACCCGAAGUAACCGAAAAGACUGCCGAGUUAAUUGCUUCAUUAGCCAAAACAGAAAGUAACCGUGAAGCGUUAACUGAUCAGAAAUUGAUCUCUAAAUUAUGCCAACUUCUUCAAGAAACCAUCUCUAAGAAAAAUAACGCAAGUUUAUCGCUUAUUAAACAAAUAUGCCGAGCUCUGGGCAAUUUGUGUUAUGAAAAUGACGAUUGUAGAAAAUUUGUGCUCGAAAAUAGCGGCUUGAAGGUAAUCUCCGAUGUUGUUCGUCAUGCUGUAUCAUUGGGUGAUACCGACGUUGGGGCAGAUUUAAGAGCUUGCUCUGUUGGAUUUUUAUUAAACUUUGUUGCCGGAAAUGAAGAUGUUUAUCCAAUGGUUUUAGAAUCGGAUCUAAAAAGUUUGCUAUGCGAUGUAUUGGACUGCGGAGUAACGAAAAAGGAGAAUGAAUCUGCAGCAGUACAUUGUUUAAUCAUUUUUGGAGUAUUCGCCGAUUCUGAUCCUGAACCAAUUUUGAAUCAACGUAUGUGUAAUACGUUAGUAAAAGUAUUGAGGGAAUCCACCUCUGGAGAAUUAGUAGAGCUUUCUGUCGAAUUAAUGAAUUCUCAAGCCGAACAUGACGCAGUAUCGUUGAAUCUCGCUAAAGCUGGACUUUGCGAACUUCUUAUCCAGCUUUUGGAAAAGCAUAAAAAUUUGGCCGACGAUGUCGAUACGAGAAAUCUAUUCAAAAUGGCUUGUGAUCUAAUUAUAAUCAUACUUAACGAUGAUGAAAGUAUGGAAUUAUUAUAUGAUAAUGGAAAAGGUAACGUGUUCGUUGAAAUGGUAUCAUGGCUUUCUAGCAGUGUCAAAGAACUUCAAGUAACUGGAAUUUUGGCGAUUGGAAAUUUUGCUCGAGCCGACGAUCACUGCAUAGAAAUGGUGAAACAAGGCAUUAGUAAAAAAUUACUCGAUAUGUUAUCGAAAAAUAAUACCGAUAAAGGUGAUAUGAAAUUACAACAUGCUCUCUUAAGUGCUCUCAGAAAUUUGGUGAUACCAGAUCAAAAUAAGACAACGGUAACCAAAGACGGUUUAUUAGAUGUACUUUAUCCAAUGCUUUCGGUCAAUACUUUCCCAGUCGUGUUUAAAUUACUGGGAACUUUGCGGAUAGUUGUCGAUAAGCAAGAAAGCAUAGCUCACGAACUCGGUUGCAAAAAAGAUCUUAUUCAAAAAGUAGUCGAAUGGAGCUUAACCAAAGAUCAUCCUGGGGUACAAGGUGAAUCAAUUCGUUUCUUGGCAUGGAUAGUAAAAAAUUGCAGAAAACCCGACGUAUUGGAUGUAUUUAUUCAAUGUAACGCUGUACCUCAAAUGGUCGAAAUGAUAGUCAGCGAUCACGAGGUAAUGCAAAACGAAGGAUUGCUCGCAGUCACAAUUCUAAGCACCGUAAAACUCGAUCUAGUUGAGAAAGUCCUUUUGGAUUCAAAAAUAGGCGAAAAAAUCGUCCGUCUACUUAAAGAACGUAAACCAAAGAAAGAAGUCUUCAUUAACGUAUUAACAUUAAUUCGUCAAUUAUCCUCUUCCAACAAUUUGAAACAACAUUUACGUAAAGAAGGUGUCAGUUCAGCGAUAUCAGAUUUUGCCAAAACCAACGAAACCGUAUCCGAGUGCAAGACAGAAAUCGCACAAGUCACCAAAUUACUAGAAUCCGGUUAAAGCGAGAUCGACGAUUAAUAAUUAUUUUUCAAUUAUCGUGCACAAUUUUUUGAUUUAUAAAAAAAUUUUCAGCAACGUGCUACAUGUCGCUAAUUUCAUAUUUUUAGCUUGAAGUGCUUGUUCAAAAAGAUUGUGUGAGUUUGAAUUUUUUGUCGUUUUUUCUUUACAGUUUUAAAGCCGCGUUUAGGAGACGUGAUUAGGGAAGUUUUUUUGUUUUUUUGAGUGGAUGCAUUCGGCGAAGAAAAAAAGAAACGCGAAAACACGAUUUUUUUAAAGUACAAAUUUGGCUCAUCGCUUUUUGUUUUAUACUACAUAGGGUUAAGUUAUAUUGUUUGACAACAUGAUAGGAGAAAUUAGUUUCUGAUUACGAUUUUUUUCGUUCAUCUAGUCAUUAUUUGUUACCUUUUUUUUCUUUAUAAUUAACGUUUUCAAUUUUUAAUGCUUAAUAAAACUGUUUUCGUGCAAUGUUCAUUCA
Molecule: messenger RNA, 2454 nt
Organism: Planococcus citri (citrus mealybug)
Lineage: Eukaryota; Metazoa; Arthropoda; Insecta; Hemiptera; Pseudococcidae
Gene: vimar
Product: visceral mesodermal armadillo-repeats
Exons: 13
Coding region: 135-1979 (614 amino acids)
Biological process (GO): positive regulation of GTPase activity
Cellular component (GO): cytosol
Molecular function (GO): protein binding; guanyl-nucleotide exchange factor activity
Source: RefSeq, a predicted model, not a curated record